CGCCGUGUCGCCGCUCGCCGCGAUCAGUCCGGGCGAGAUAGCCAGCGAGUGCGGCGGUCCCCACACACAUCUCACUACCACGCCAUAUAUUACUCACACUCUCAACUCAAACUCAAUCUCCUCACAGCUCCUUUCUCCAGGACCGAAAUAUCUCGAACAUCCCUCACCGACCACCCCUCACUCGUGUGCGUUCGUGCGUGCUUUGUAAAUUUUUGAGCAAAACCGAAAAAAAUAAAUAAAAAACAGCAAACCGUGGUGAAACUGGCUGCGCAACAACUAAUAAACUGCUACAAUCAUUGAUAAAACUGCUUUGAUAAUCAGAUAAAUAUCGAAAUAUUCUUGGAUACUGUCUAGCACUGUGUCUGUCGUCGUCGUGUCUUGUCGUCUUGCAACAGAAACGCAAAAUUUCAUUUCUCACUUUCGAUCGUCUUCUCAGGCUGACUGAAAAAGUGUGUGUGUGCUGAAACCAAACAUAAAUUUAAAAAAAAAAACAUAACAAACAAACAAGGUAACAAAAUCAAAUUAAAUUAAUUAAUUUCUCUACGAUCGAGAAACAAGCUACAUUUUUAUACCAAAAAAAAAACACAUUUCACACAGCAAGAAGAAGAAGCUCGCGGAAAAAAACACACACACAACAUAAUUUAAAGAAAUAUAUUUAUAAAUUGUUCCUUUGAGUACAAAACAAAAAAAGAAAAACAAGAAAAGUAACAUAUAUAUAUUUUGUAUUUUUGCAAAUUGUUGUUUGCAAAAAUUAUUGACGAAAUUUUCGUUGCGAAUUUUAACGACGACGCAAGACGCGAGACCAGCGCAAGUCUUGUCUGUCCAAGAAUCAAAUUGACAAUCAUCCAAUCGUAGCGAAUAGAGAAUAUAAUAAUAAAUAUAUUACCUAGGUAAAUAAAUUAUUGUUUAGGAUAUAUUAAUAACUAGCAUAAAAUAACUAAGCGUAAGUGAAUAUCAAUCAAAUCAAUCAAUCAAUCCGAUGCGUGUGAUAGAUACAAUCAUAUUUUAACAAUUACAUAGAUUUAAUAGGCGGGCUAAGCAAGGAUAAGUAAGUAAUUAUUUAGGCGUAAUUAUAUCGAUACAGUUGGGAAAGUUGCGAGGCGGAAUUUCGUGCGUGAAGAUCAAAGAUUAAGGAUAGAGAUAAAGAAGACCGUCCCUUUUGGAUAUUAUAUAACUUAAGUAAUCCGUUAAGUAAACUAACUCGCACCCAAGUCAAUUGCAGUAAGUAAUAUCAAAAAAAAUCAUAAAGAAAAUAAAUUGACAAUCAAUCAAUCUGAGAAUUACAUUUUGGAAGAAAAUAAUAAUUCGACAAUCAAGCGAAACAAACGUGGUUGUGUUAAGGAAAUAACUAAUAAGUCAGUAUUACUAGAGUUAAGUGAAAAGCUGCAAGUACCUAAGAGAGACGUGCGCACCGCUGGCUAGAUCGGUAGCAAAGUUGGUUGCCUACACACUUGAUACAUAUCGUGAGCAGUUAGUAGUUGGUAGUUGUUGUUGGUAGCUAGGCAGGACGCGGAGCCGGUUUGAUUGUGAAGCAAUUAAGAUCGCAGCCAUAGCGAUUGCGAACGAGACGAGCGUGCCGGGCGUGUACUGGUACCAUCAUCACCAGCACACGCUGCCGCCGGUGUCGCCGCCCGCAGCCGCCCCCGCGCUGAAUUACUACGCAAAGUACGCGCACGAACCGCAAGACCUGGUCGCCACCACGUAUUACCUGAACGCACCCCCCGCCUCCGCUUCCUCCGCCGCCGCCGCCGCAGCGGUCGUCGCUGCCGCCCACCAGCAGCACCAGGCCGCGCUCGCCGCCGCCGCAGCAGCCGGCGCGCCGUACGUGGUGCCGCUGUGUCCGGCGCUGGUGCCGUGCCCCGUCACUGACCACCUGCAGCAGCAGCAGCAGCAGCAACAACCACAGCCGGUGCAGGGCCACCAGCAGCAGCAGGCAGCCGCGCUUUUUGCUGCCGCAGCCGCUUCCGCCGCCGCGCAUCACCAGCAGCCGCCGCACGCGCAGAGUUGUCUUUGCGGUCAAUGCGCGUCGCAUAUGUACGCCGCCGCUAAUCAGCUGAUCGUGAACCGCUGCUUCACGGAGAUCAAUUACUUUCACGACGCCGCCACGGCCGCCUGCGCUGCCGCCGCCGUCAACAGUCAGGCCGCUUCGCCGGAGAAACAUCAGCAAAUCAUCGCGUACGAUAUGAGAGGAAGCGACGAACUGCUGUCGCAGUCGAACGUGUCCGUGAUGGCGCCAUCCGCACCGCAUACGGACAACAACAAUCAGGAGAGCGCUAAAAAGGUGAAGUUGGAACAGAAUGUCGGCAAGCCGUCGCGCGUCAUCCACAUCCGCAACAUCCCCAAUGACGUCACCGAGGCGGAGAUCAUCCACCUGGGCAUUCCGUUCGGGCGCGUCACCAACGUGCUGGUGCUCAAGGGCAAGAAUCAGGCGUUCCUUGAGAUGGGCGAUGAGACGUCCGCCACCACGAUGGUGAAUUACUUCAGCAGCUGCAUGGCGCAGUUACGCGGGCGUGCCGUUUACGUGCAGUAUUCCAAUCACAAGGAACUCAAGACCGACCAGACGCAUUCUAACGCUAACGCGUCUGCGCAGGCGGCGCUACAAGCUGCUCAGGCGCUCACAGGGGGCGCGGCAGCGCCCGGAGGCGGUACACCUGUCGCAGCGGCAACGCCCACCGUUGCACCAGCGACUAAUGGUCAGGAUAUUCAGGGCGGUCCCAAUACGGUGCUGCGCGUUAUCGUCGAGCACAUGAUCUAUCCCAUCAGCCUCGACGUGCUGCACGUCAUCUUCCAGCGGUUUGGCAAGGUGCUCAAAAUUGUCACGUUUACGAAAAAUAAUUCAUUCCAAGCUUUAAUCCAAUACCCAGACACACAGUCGGCGCAGGCGGCCAAGCAGGCGCUCGACGGACAAAAUAUUUACAACAGCUGCUGCACGCUGCGCAUCGACUACUCGAAGAUGACGGCGCUCAAUGUCAAGUACAACAACGACAAGUCGCGUGACUACACGAAUCCCACUUUGCCGACGGGCGACACUGGUGAUCAGCUGGCGUUGACCGGAGGAUUGGCGGCUGGAUUGGGCGCUGAUAUUCUUCUCUUGGCGGCGCAGCCACGUCUUACGCGUGAUAGACUUACCGGCUGUUUUUAUUCAGAUUCUCUACUCGCCGGUGCACCGGGUGUCCUCAGCAGUCCGUUUAUGCACGGAUUAGCAUCACCACUCACCGCCCAAUAUGCUGGAGGCGUGGCAGGGGCGUUGCCCGGUUUGGGCGGAUUCGCACUCGGGCAGACAGCGCCCGGACUUCGAGGGCUAGGCACGCCUGGCAUGGCGCUGGCGACGGUGCUACUUGUAAGCAACCUCAACGAGGAGAUGGUCACGCCUGACGCUCUCUUUACCCUAUUUGGUGUCUAUGGCGACGUGCAACGCGUGAAGAUUUUGUUCAACAAGAAGGAUUCCGCUUUGGUACAGCUGGCUGAACCGCAUCAGGCACAUUUGGCAAUUACCCACAUGGAUAAAUUACGAGUAUUUGGUAAGAAUAUCCGCGUGAUGCUGAGCAAGCAUCAAUCAGUGCAAAUGCCCAAGGAGGGCCAACCGGACGCCGGUCUGACGAAAGAUUACAGCCAGAGUCCACUGCAUCGGUUCAAGAAGCCUGGCUCAAAGAACUAUCAGAAUAUUUACCCACCAUCGGCCACCCUCCAUCUCAGUAACAUCCCCGCCACCGUUAACGAGGAGGAUAUCAAGGAGGCCUUCACCAAGAACGGAUUCACUGUCAAAGCUUUCAAAUUUUUCCCUAAGGAUAGAAAAAUGGCGUUAAUUCAACUGCCCAGUAUGGACGAGGCGGUGGUGGCGCUGAUCAAGAUGCACAACUAUCAGCUCUCCGAAUCAAACCACCUGCGAGUGUCGUUUUCCAAGUCGAGCAUAUAAGCGAAACACACACGCACCCCCUCACAGUAUGCACUGCAAUCCUGCAAACAAAAUGAACAAAACAUUUCAGCGGCGCACGGUGCGUCGCGACCCAAUUCAUUCCAGCAGCUUUCGGUAGCUGAAUAUUUAUUGUAAAAUUGCCCAGCGACACAAAAAGGUAACACUGACCUGUACGACGGAAGCGGCCGACGCGCGACAAGCAACAUGAGACUGUCUCGACACAGGCAUUACUAUAAUAUGAUUACGAUGAAUUUAUAAUGUUAAGAGAAGCAAAAACAAAACAGUAUCAUAUCUAGUUCGAUUGUUAGGUUUAGUUGGGUUUCGAUUAUAUAUUUUUUUAAGACGCGCAAUCGGCCGACGUCGGCUUGUAUUGCGCAGCGAAUCGAAGCAGUAAUUGUAUUUAUUUAUGCGUAAUUUUUAAGAGAGUUGAUAAUUUAAUUGCGACGGCGAUCGCGCCAGUUUCAGUAUUGUAUUUUUUCGAAUCGAUCGAUGAGGAUGUUAAGAAUCUGAACGUUUUUGAAUUUGGAGUUUAUCAAGCUUUAAAUCGUUUCCUUUCGAGGCUCUAAACGUAGAUUGGGAGGAGAGUACAGUAACGUAAACGUUAAGAUAAAAAAAAAAACAAAGUAAUGGCUACAAGAUAAAAGAAGAAAAACAAAGUAUUCUAUAGAGAAAUAUAAAUAUAAUCGCGGACUAAUUAAAUUUGUAGAGCAUAUAAGUACCUAAGAUAAACAAAAUAUAUUUAGAGAGACGCAAUGAGAGCAAACUAAAAAAAAAACAGAGCAACCAUCGCCAAGAGAGGCGAUGGUUAGUAAAAAGCGUGUUGAAGCUGACGUGGAGCAACUAAUCGGUGAAAAUAGCCAGUUAUUAUUGUAACGAUAGAGAUUAUAGGGUUGACAGGGUUUAGGUAUACCCUUAUUCUCAAAUUAUUGAAUAUUAUUGAUAUCAGAAUUUAAAAACUAUAUAAAUUUAACGUGCAUUGUUUUACGAUGAUUGUGAAAUGUGGAAAUACUUGCGAGACGUGUUCGCACUCAAUUCACCUGGUUGUUAAUGCAUUUGCAAAUGAUCUGAAUAAUAUUAGAUUAAAAAAUGAUAUGGAUCUGAUAACGUCGAAUAUGGAUGAAGAGGUCAUGAUGGAGAAAACUAUGAAUGUCGUGCGCAUUUUUUUAUCGAGCACAUUCUCUUUUUUCUUGAUAAAAAAAAAUUGAAAAGUGAAUCAACUAAUCGUAUCUUUGAUAUAAUAUACUUUCUCUAUUUACUAUACUAAAUAUUUACAAUGUACUACUAAACAUAUACACACUUUGACAAUCAAUCAAUGAUAAACAAACAAAAUCCACGUUUAAGCGUAAUAUUCGAAACGAGCAAAGCAUUUAAUUAAUCAAAUUGUCAUUUGCGGAACUGUGGGUUGGUCAGAACCAAGUGGUGGUGAAUGUUGGAUGCCUGUAUUCUUUGAUAUUUCCAAUUUUUGCCUUCGAAGAACACAAACACGAUGUAAUAACUCACAAGAUGAUACGAACACACGAAAUGAAUUGGGGCUAAUGUGUUGUAAAUUGUAAAUUCACUUCUCUAUCAAAAUAAUCGACGUUCUGUGAGGACAAACGACGUCAUGCCAAAAGAAAAACGCUCACGUUUUGUUUUGUGCGAUGUCAUUUUUCGUCGCAAACGCGGAUUGAUCUAUUAUGUGCGCUUAGAUAAUGUAGCAUCUAUCUAUCUGGCAAAUUCUGUCUGAAUCUGAAUCGAAACACUAGUUACUAUUGUUUAAAACGGCCUACGCAAAAUGUGCGUGUAACGAAGCGAAGAAACGAGCCUAAUUUACUACGUUUGUGUGACAGAAUUUGCAUUUCAGUCUAACAAUCAUGUUCACUUAAUUUUUCCGCCUUUUUGACUGUUCAUCAAGCAGACCUAACUAACAAGAGAGAACAAACGUUUCAAACCCAAAAAACAACAUUUGCCAAAUUCGAAGUCAAUAUCUAAAUAAUAUACAUGUAGGAAUAUAAAGUAUCUUUAUAAAAAAGCGAAACAAACAAAGAAGUGGGAUGAUGCAGAGAAACGAGUUAGUAGACACCCAAAAUCUUAUUAUUAUACAUGAAACAAACAAGGAAGUGUUAGAGAUCUAUUUUUUUAAAUAGGUAUUAUUAUUAUUACGUUGAAAUAUGUAUUUUUAUUCGUUAGUUAAACUUAAAUUCUACGGACGCACAAGAAGCAAAUUCAUAUACUUUAUGCUCUUCUAUAAACAUAAUCGUAUGUUUUCGGAUGUGUUCAAAAUGGCGCCGCAGGCUAGGCUGCCAUUUUGAAUGGACUCAAGUGGCUUGCGGCGAUUUUUGAAUGCUUGCGCAAACGGUUACUAAUUUUAAUGUGUCGCUGCUAUCCGCAGUGUCUUUUUAUUUAAUUUUUUCAAAGUAACUUAAGUGCUAUUUUUGUGUAUCGCUCGUUAUAGUAUUACCUCUUAAGUAUUACUUUCUGAAUCUUUGUAUUUCUACGCUAUAAGUAUUCUAUGAGUAUUCUAAGUAUUUUGAUUUUUCUAUAGGUUACGAUGCUUGAAAGAUAUCCAGCGACCGUAGACAGUUCGAUGGAUUAUCUUUAAACUUAGUAUUGUUAGCUUCUCAGGUUAAUUUCGAUCAUGGAUUUUAGCUCCACGGUCGAAACCCUUGUAUUUUCAGGCUUUUUAUUUUUUCUCUCGUUUAUUUUAUUUUAGUAUUUUUACUUACUACGUAUUUUAUUUUGAUUUUAUGUUCGUUUAUAUUCAAUAAUGACUUUCAUUAAUAUCUUUUUGUUUUUUGUUGAUUUUUAUUCUUGCUGUGCACUGUUUUUCCUUUAAUUUAUUUUCCUGUGUUUUAACAUUAAACUCUUCACGAUUUCAAUGUCGCCUUCUUUCGAAAAGAUGGCGGAUACUUUGCGCAUAUGCAUAAUUUAAUUGUGCCACCACAAAUAAUUGGUAUGUUAGAGAUUGCUGGGAUCAAACUAAAUUUAUUUAUAAGUGACAUAUCGAUUGCACAUUGUGAAGCAAGCCGAACAAUCAAUUUAAUUGGUAAACCAAGGGACUAAUGCAAAUAUAUUUACUAAUUUUAAAAUUAUUACCUAAAUUAAAUUUAAAACAAAUCAAAACGCAAUGUACUAAAGUUAAAACGACACGAUAAACGAUGCAUAAGGAAGAGGAAAAUUACUAAACACAAACGGUACAGGGUACUCUUAAAUUAAAUUUUGCUAAAUGAUGAAAAUUGUUGACGUUAUUGAUGGCUAGGUGUGAUUUUGUAAAUGUUAGAUGAACUAUGUGACAGAUUAUUUGUGUGUGGUACUUGGCUUUGAGCUUGAAUUCACUUCGAUUUCAUUCGUCAUUUUGUGUCGGCGGCCAUUCUCACGCGAGGUGUGUGAUUUAUCCAAAAAAUGGAAACAAAAUAUAUCUUUCUGUGUUCUGUGUGUGCACACUUUAACGAGCAAGCAGAGCGCGUUGGAGACCGUUGUUGAACGUGUGAGGAUCCAAUGCGCGGAUUUAAAUAUUUACGAGAAAAAUAUGUCACAAUACAGAGUAAAACGAUGAUAAAUAAACAAAUAAAUACACUGGCCGCAUGUGCCAAACAGUGGGAUCAAGUUGAAACAAAUCAUUGAAUAAAUUUAAUUGAAAACGCUGAGGCUAGAAAUACAAAGUAUAAACAAAACAAACAAAAACAAAAUAUAUCUAUCUAUCUAAUUAUAACUUAAUAUAUCAUUGAAAAAAUAUUAUGACGAAAAGGCGAAGCAGACGUCGGAGAAGAGAUGCGUAUUUAAUCUAAUAAUGCAUAGCUAUUGUAUCAUUAUCGAUUUCGACAUGUGGGCUCCCAACAUGGCGGAUCGAGGUGAGGAUUAUUCUAUGAUUAUGCUAUCACACUAUAUUUACAUUAAUUACGAUUUAGAGUAUGUAUACUUACAUAGUAACAGUAUCCUCUGUGACAACUAUUUGAACGUAGCGAAACGUAUUAGUGUAAUUCUAGCUUAACUUAAAACAUAACAAAUGAAUAACUAUGGGCACAAUACAAAGAUGAGCAAAGAGCGUAAAAUAAAUAGUUCUUCGAGACAUCGUGUGCGCUCGCGCGGAGGGCGGAAAGGAAGCGACAUCAGUCGACAGAGCAAAAAAAAAACAAUAUGUGACAAUCAUUAACUUACAUUUAACGUUUAGCAAGAGCGUGUUGGUCUUCGCCAAUUGAAUAUACAAUAUUCGCAGUACUGUACACACACGAACUUCUUCUGUCUGUCUGUCUGUACUUCCUAGUCUCUGUUGUCUCUUCACUUCCUUUCUCACUCUCUGACGUGCUGUUCUUUUUGAUUUUUCUCAUCCUUCUUGAAAGAACUUCGUGGCUUCUUGUGGGGGUAUUCUACGUUUGGUUCGUUUCUUCGUUGGUUCGUAAGUUCCUUUAUUGUGUUUUUUUCGUUUGAUUUUCAGCGAUUCAAGGGCAGAGUUGGUGAGAGAUUUUUUUGUUGUUUUGUGUGCGUGCCAAAAGAAAUAUUUAAAGAAACAUGGAGGUCCGGUGUGGUUGAGAUCCUAGUUGUAGCAAAACGACUUCGGUUUUGUCUUUUGAUGGUUGAUUCUUCAUGCAUUAACCACACACACAUACACAAACACAUCCUUUGUAUUUGACUGUAUAAUGAAUGAAAAGAAUUUGAUUAUAAACCUAUACCAAAUCA
Messenger RNA from Dalotia coriaria, 8572 nucleotides. RefSeq names its product polypyrimidine tract-binding protein 1 heph (gene heph). Gene Ontology annotation, cellular component: nucleus. The coding region runs from base 2033 to 3916 and encodes 627 amino acids. Gene Ontology annotation, molecular function: mRNA binding. The transcript is spliced from 10 exons. Lineage: Eukaryota; Metazoa; Arthropoda; Insecta; Coleoptera; Staphylinidae. The record is from RefSeq and is a predicted model, not a curated record. Gene Ontology annotation, biological process: regulation of RNA splicing; mRNA processing.